This is a messenger RNA of Glycine soja, 657 nucleotides long. RefSeq lists its product as uncharacterized. The transcript has 4 exons. The record is from RefSeq and is a predicted model, not a curated record. The coding region runs from base 1 to 657 and encodes 218 amino acids. Lineage: Eukaryota; Viridiplantae; Streptophyta; Magnoliopsida; Fabales; Fabaceae.
AUGUACGAUCAUUUGAAUGAUGCUUGUAUCAGCACCAGCCGACAGCUUGCUGGUUACAUCACCCUCUUACAGUGUUGGAUAUAUGAGCACUUUCCAUCCGUUGCGGAGUGCAUCACUGAUUCGAACUAUGACGAGGUGUCACCACGUACAUGUAGGUGGAUUACGAUGAAGGAGACUAUGAAGACCAUAUCUACAGCGAUGUACAGGCAGCGUCUGGAUCGACUCAAGAUUCUUGAUGUCUGCUGGAUGCCUUAUGGGGAGCAUCGACUGCCUGCCGAUUCAUGGGAGUCAUUUGAUGAAAUAGACGACAGGUGGAUGCACUACUCAGACCAUCUUUCGCCAGCAACUGAGAUGUGUGUUGUGCCAAGUCAGUGUGCGCCAGACUACAUAGACUGGUUCUUCGUCAUUUCUCAUUCAUUCAUGACCACCACACAGCCAUCAGAUCUGCCACGAGAUGCACCUGCGACACAUCAUGUCGCAUUUGUGGAGCCACAUAGCCCUCAGGUGCCGGAGCCAACAGCAGCAUCGACACAUGCAUGUUCUAAUGUGGACCAACCUAGACAUGCAGUGCGAAGCCCACCGCCGGCGAACUAUCUCUUCCUAGAAGUCGGUAUACUCGUCGUCCCUGAGCUGGAUGCAUCUCUCCCGGAGGAAUGA